UGCGCGUUCUGGAGGCGCCGCCGCCGCCGCUCUCGAGGCCGCCGCUGCCGCCGUCGCCGCGCAGAGCCGGAGUAGGAGCCACGGCCGAGAAGAGGAGGGAGGAGGAGGAGGAGGAGGUGGAGGAGGCGCCGGACCGGGGGGAUUGUCAGUAUUUAAACAGACCACAUCAUGCGUGAGUACAAGCUAGUGGUCCUUGGUUCAGGAGGCGUGGGGAAGUCUGCUCUGACAGUUCAAUUUGUUCAGGGAAUUUUUGUUGAAAAAUAUGACCCAACGAUAGAAGAUUCCUACAGAAAGCAAGUUGAAGUAGACUGCCAACAGUGUAUGCUCGAAAUCCUGGAUACAGCGGGAACAGAGCAAUUUACAGCAAUGAGGGACUUGUAUAUGAAGAAUGGCCAAGGGUUUGCAUUAGUAUAUUCUAUUACAGCUCAGUCCACAUUUAAUGACUUACAGGACCUGAGGGAACAGAUUUUACGGGUUAAGGACACAGAAGAUGUUCCAAUGAUUUUGGUUGGCAAUAAAUGUGACCUGGAAGAUGAGCGAGUAGUUGGCAAAGAACAGGGUCAGAAUUUAGCAAGACAGUGGUGUAACUGUGCCUUUUUAGAAUCUUCUGCAAAGUCAAAGAUCAACGUUAAUGAGAUAUUUUAUGACCUGGUCAGACAGAUAAAUAGGAAAACACCAGUGGAAAAGAAGAAGCCUAAAAAGAAAUCAUGUCUGCUGCUUUAGACCCGCCGUAAGCAGCAGCUCUGAGCCAGAUUACAGGAAUGAAGAACUGUUGCCUAAUUGGAAAGUGCCAGCAUUCCAGACUUCAAAAAAUAAAUCUGAAGAGGCUUCUCCUGUUUUAUAUAUUAUAUGAAGAAUUUAGAUCUUAUAUUGGUUUGCACAACUUCCCUGGAGAAAAAAAAUUGCUCUGUGUAUAUCUCUUGGAAAAAUAAGACAAUAGUAUUUCUCCUUUGCAAUAGCAGUUAUAACAGAUGUGAAAAUAAAUAUACUUGACUCUAAUAUGAUUAUACAAAAGAGCAUGGAUGCAUUUCAAAUGUUAGAUAUUGCUACUAUAAUCAAAUGAUUUCACAUUGACCUUUUUAUCAUGAUUCCUCCCUGUCAAGCACUAAAAAGUUGAACCAUUACACUUUAUAUCUGUAAUGAUAUAGAUGAUGAAAUUUCCCCUCAACUCGUUGCAGCGGAUAACUUUUUUGAGUCAUUGACUUCAUUUUAUAUUUAAAAAAUUAUGAAGUAUCAUUCUGUCAUUAUAUCUAAUUAAAAUUGUUUGUGCAUAAUGCUUUGAAAAAUGGGUCUUUUAUAGGGAAAAAAACUGGGAUAACCAAUUUCUAUGGCUUUCAAAGCUAAAAUAUAUAAUAUACUAAACCAACUCUAAUAUUGCUUCUUGUGUUUUACUGUCAGAUUAAAUUACAGCUUUUAUGGAUGAUUAAAUUUUAGUACAUUUUCAUUUGGUUUGUGUGUUUUUGUUAUUGUUUAUAGAUUUAAGGCCUUCAUUUUAUAAUGAUCACAUCGUUUAAAUGCAGCAAUAGCUCCUUUCUGGCUGGUACCUGCAGAACACUUGGCUUUAAACCCCUAAGUAAAUGGUGAUUUCUCUACGAACAGACCUCGCACUUUCUCUUCUAGAUAUAUUUAUUCCUAUUAUACAGUAAAAUACAUCAGCCUACAUACAAUAGUUUUGUAUAUUCUCUCUUGAUCUUGAAGAUUGUAUCUUAUUGAAUAAAAUAUCCCACUGUGUAUUAUUUUUAUAUGUAAAAAGAUAAGUUUAAUACUGUAUCAGGGUUUAACUUUUACUAUUUCAAAUGUUCUACAGCUUGUAAUUUCAUCAAGAGAAUCCUUUUGCCAUUGUUAAUUUGUUGAGUAUAAGUCCACCAAUGAAAUGUUAUGUAAAAAGUUUUCAAAUUUGCUUUAUAAUAGAUUGAAGACUGAGAGAAGUGGGUGAAAGUGAAAAAGCAUAUGAAGGAUGUGUCAGUUGCUUUUUCUUCAACUCUGUAUGUAGUAUAGUGGUCGUAGUGUGGGAAAGAUUGCUAAGUUAAAUCUUCAGCUGGCUAGGUAGUGGUGCUUUUCCUUCCCAAUUUUUUUUUUCCAUUUUUUACAAAAGGUGGAGCAUAAAUAGGACAUGGACCUAGGGUGAUCUGACUUCUGUACACCAGAGGGGUUGAGCAGAACAGCUUGUUAGCCGGUUAAGUGCUGGAAAAGGGAAGAAACAAGCAAGAAAACCCUGUGCCUUGUCCCCGAAUAUUGAGGAGGAGACCAGUCCUAGAAAGUCCAAAUCAUCACUCAGGGAUCUUGAUGCUGUCUCAUUGCAGCUAGGUGUGAAGCAGUGUUCAUGCCUUUGCUGAGGCUUUCCAGGAGUGUGGUCAGCCCCGUCGGUUACCAAAUUGAAAUUUAAAGAUCAGAUUUCAAGUGUAAGCUCUGACCAACCUGAGAAAAUGUUGUAAUAUUGUAAAAAAAAAAUUUUUUUUGAAAAUUGUAUUCUUGUAAGUUUCUAAUAAACUUAGUUACCUAAUACUUA
Camelus dromedarius (Arabian camel) is the source of this 2509-nucleotide messenger RNA. It is a transcript of the gene RAP1A, whose product is annotated as RAP1A, member of RAS oncogene family. Bases 169 to 723 code for a protein of 184 amino acids. Gene Ontology annotation, cellular component: plasma membrane. The record is from RefSeq and is a predicted model, not a curated record. NCBI's taxonomy places the organism in Eukaryota, Metazoa, Chordata, Mammalia, Artiodactyla, Camelidae. Gene Ontology annotation, molecular function: GDP binding; GTP binding; GTPase activity. The transcript is spliced from 8 exons. Gene Ontology annotation, biological process: negative regulation of synaptic vesicle exocytosis; Rap protein signal transduction; cellular response to cAMP.